AUGAGCGAUCUUUUAUCCUACAUCUCCAAGGUUAUGUGCAUCAAGGCAAGAUCGGAGGAGGCAACACAGGCCGGCGAGGACGGCGGUUGCCCAGCGGACGAGUGCCGUGUCUGCCUGUCCAAGAUUCGGCUCGGCGAGGCUACCCGGCGUCUGCCGUGUCGGCAUGUUUUCCACCGGGACUGCGUCGACCGAUGGCUCUUGUCCUGCAAACGGACCUGUCCGCUCUGCCGAGUUUAUGUGGCCGAUGGGAACAAGCAGCCGGUGGCGGCCAAGCACACCAGCCGUGAAGCACAGGCACUCGCCGACGACCUGGUGAUCUGGUUCUCCACGGUGCUCGUCCCCGGUUUCUGA
Molecule: messenger RNA, 351 nt
Organism: Miscanthus lutarioriparius
Lineage: Eukaryota; Viridiplantae; Streptophyta; Magnoliopsida; Poales; Poaceae
Source: the annotation of a GenBank genome assembly